GAAAACUUCAGGCGCCGCGACUAACUCCGCGGCACCACCCCCCACUCCCCCCCGGGGCCACGGCGGGACCCCGCGGCCCGGCGCCGAGCCAUGUACACGUCCAGGCUCUUCACCCUCGUCCUGGUGGUGCAGCCGCCCCGCGUCCUCCUGGGCAUGAAGAAGCGCGGGUUUGGAGCCGGGCUGUGGAACGGCUUCGGGGGGAAGGUGCAGCCGGGGGAGAGCAUCGAGGAGGCGGCUCGCAGGGAGCUCCUGGAGGAGAGUGGACUGACUGUGGACACCUUGCAGAAGAUGGGUCACAUCACCUUUGAAUUUGUAGGCAACUCUGAGCUCAUGGAAGUCCAUAUUUUCCGGGCAGAUCAUUUUCAUGGAGAGCCAACAGAAAGUGAUGAAAUGCGUCCACAAUGGUUCCAGCUGGAUGAGGUGCCAUUCAAUCACAUGUGGGCAGAUGAUAUCUACUGGUUUCCCCUGCUGCUUCAGAAAAAGUUGUUUCGUGGCUAUUUUAAGUUCCAGGGACAAGACACUAUCCUGGAGCACACCCUGAAAGAAGUGGAGGAAGUUUAAAAAAACGGAAGCAUUCAACCCAUGUGCUGCUGCCCACACUGGGCUAGAACACCAUGAGUACUACUGAGAAGGGUCCCUUUUCUCAACUCUCCAACAAAAGGAGACUCAUCUGCCAGGACACUGGAAGUAAGGAAAACAAGGGGUUUUCUUAGAGCAGAAAGAAGUAAUGAGAUUUCCCAUGCUGUGAAGUCCCUGUCUGUGGUAUGUUUUAGUGGUUACAUGAUCCCAACUAUGAAAAACUUAGUGUUAACCCUUUUCUUUGCAGGUGGCUAAUUUUUCUGGCUUUUCCCUCAUGACUGGAAAGUUUUUAAAAGAUUAAAAAUGGUUUUUUUUUAGUAAAA
Tyto alba (common barn owl) is the source of this 902-nucleotide messenger RNA. It is a transcript of the gene NUDT1, whose product is annotated as nudix hydrolase 1. The record is from RefSeq and is a predicted model, not a curated record. Lineage: Eukaryota; Metazoa; Chordata; Aves; Strigiformes; Tytonidae. Gene Ontology annotation, molecular function: 8-oxo-7,8-dihydroguanosine triphosphate pyrophosphatase activity. Bases 91 to 561 code for a protein of 156 amino acids. Gene Ontology annotation, biological process: DNA protection. The transcript is spliced from 4 exons.